UAGUCUGUUCAAAAUGUCACCGUACCGUUCAAAAGAGGCACAUGUAGUAGUAGGUUCAAGCUUGUAAACAUAAACAUAAACACACGGUACACUUGCAGUAGUUUAUAUAGGCUCUGUGAUUCUGCAUGAAGCGUAAGACUGCUUUGUUAAAUGAGUUCGUUUACUACCAGUGUUGGUUAUUUGUUUUUGCGUUCAGUAUCAAGAAGAUUAAACCUGUCAUAUUGCAAGAGACAAUGUCUCCGAAUGACAACACGUCUGUAUGCUUUGCUGGAAAGGCUGAUCUGAGGAAACUAAAAAGGCUAGAGAAGCACUUUGAGAGAAAGCUGCAUUCAGUUUAUGAGCAGUUUGCUGAUGUGCCAGACAGCACUGUGUUCCAGGGACUCCAUCAUGUGUAUACUGUGGAAGAGCAUGGAGUAUACAGAGCAGCACGUGGAGAAGAUGAGCAGCACAUUGUACCAGUGCUCAGUGCUGACUGGACAGGUGAUGUGGACGGGACUAUUCAGAGGGUCAGACUCUCUCCUUCUGAGUCCAUGCUGGCGGCUACACUGAAGAGCAACAACAGUGAGGCAGCUAGAUGUCUGCUAGUACGAUUAAAACCCUAUACUAUUCCCCAGGAGCCCAUGCUCAUCCUUGACAAUGUGUUCAGCUUUGAGUGGGCCACUGAUGAUGUGCUGUACUACACCAUUCAAGAAGGGCUGCGGUGCAGACGUGUUUGUCAACUUCACCUUACAAACACUGGAGCGCGCAGUACGCUGGUUUAUGAAGAAGAAGAUCCUGAGUUCUUCGUGGAGGUUAUUCGGUCAAGAGACCAGAGGCUCCUGACUAUAAACUGCAGCAGUAAAAGCAGCUCUGAGGUCUGGAUGAUUGACAGCAGGUCUCCUCUCUCACCCCCUAAACUAGUACAGCCUCGGCAGAAUGGUUUGCUGUAUCAUGUAGAGCACUCUGACAACCAGCUGUACAUCCUCGCCAACACAGGCCCAGGCCACGAGUACGAGCUGCUGAGGACCCCUCUCUCCUCUCCAGCCAUGUGCUAUUGGGAGCCUGUGUUCAGCCCUGGACCUGGAGCAGUCAUUAAAGACAUGGAGAUGUUACCAGACCACUGUGUGUUCACAAUGAGGGGGCCUCAGGGUCGACCCCAUCUGCAGAUCUUUCCAUUAAAAACUCCUCGUGAUGUGGCCAUUCACCAUCUACCGUCCUGGGCCUGUGCUGUAGAGACAGAACGUUCUGACACAUUGAAGAGAAAUGUAUUCCACUUCCUCCUGUCCUCCCCGGUUCAUCCCCCUGCCCGCUACCUCUUAUCUCCUACGGAUGAGCGACCCCUCUCCUGCGAGCAAGCGCUUCAACACACCACCCUCUCGGAGUGUUACACCACUCACCUGCAGGCCAUCAGCCAGGAUGGGACUGAGGUGCCUUUGACACUUUUUCACACAAAAUCAUUGGCUGAUCUGAGUGAUGUUCCACUCUUGCUCCAUGUAUAUGGUGCUUACGGCCUGGACCUCAACAUGGCCUUCAGUCCUGAGAACAGACUGCUGCUGGAGGACAACUGGGCUUUGGCCUACUGCCAUGUCAGGGGUGGUGGUGAGUGUGGUCUGGCCUGGCACCGAGCAGGGUGUUUGCAGCACAAGCAGAAUGGAGUGGAGGAUCUCACUGCCUGUAUUCAGACUCUCUUCCAGUCAGGAGUGUCCCAGCCUGCGCUAACUGCCCUCACUGCACGCAGUGCAGGAGCUGUCCUAGCAGGUGCACUGUGCAACCAACAUCCGCACCUCCUCAGAGCCGUCCUCCUGCAGGCACCUUUUUUGGAUGUUCUUAGCACCAUGCAGGACUCGUCCCUGCCAUUAACAGUAGAGGAGAGAGGGGAGUGGGGUGACCCGCUUGCAUACACCCAGGACUGGAACAACAUUGCCUCUUACUGUCCCUGUCAUAAUAUUACUCCUCAGCUCUAUCCAUCCAUGCUGAUCACUGCAUACUCUGAGGACAGCAGAGUGCCUUUGGCGGGUGUGUUAAAGUACGUGGAAAAACUCAAGAAGGCCAUCCAGACCCAUACCAGCAACCUCAGUAUUAAGGGACAUGUCCCAGCCAUUAUUCUGGAUCUUCAGCCAGGUGGAGAUCACUUUGGUCCAGAGGAUUAUGACCAGUCCAUGCGUGAGAUUGCUCGACAGUUAGCUUUCCUCUAUACAACGCUGGGACUGAGCGUCCAUGGAUCCAGAUAGAAAAAAAGAGGAAAUUAAUCAUGAGGAAGACUCUGAUAUUAUCCUGAACUGUGAGCUAAUAUAAUUGUGAAUAAAGUAUGUGAAUUAUUUUAACAAAUCCAUUUAUAGUA
This is a messenger RNA of Pangasianodon hypophthalmus (striped catfish), 2320 nucleotides long. It is a transcript of the gene prepl, whose product is annotated as prolyl endopeptidase like. Gene Ontology annotation, molecular function: serine-type endopeptidase activity. Gene Ontology annotation, cellular component: cytoskeleton; Golgi apparatus. The record is from RefSeq and is a predicted model, not a curated record. The coding region runs from base 126 to 2210 and encodes 694 amino acids. Lineage: Eukaryota; Metazoa; Chordata; Actinopteri; Siluriformes; Pangasiidae. The transcript has 14 exons. Gene Ontology annotation, biological process: proteolysis.